Messenger RNA from Diabrotica virgifera virgifera (western corn rootworm), 1227 nucleotides. Its product is annotated as UNC93-like protein MFSD11. The coding region runs from base 1 to 1227 and encodes 408 amino acids. The record is from RefSeq and is a predicted model, not a curated record. The transcript has a single exon. Lineage: Eukaryota; Metazoa; Arthropoda; Insecta; Coleoptera; Chrysomelidae.
AUGAGCAACAUUCAAAAAACUAUCAUUGAUAGUAUAGAAAAGGGCAACCCAUCUUUCGAAGAAAUUGGGUAUUAUAGCCAGGCUAUUAAUAAUGCUUUCUAUGCUGUAUUUACUUGGACAGUGCCAUCAAUCAUCAACGGUUUUGGAGCAAAAUGGUCUAUGUGCUUAGGUGCUCUUAUAAAUUUGUUAUUUAUAAUACAAUUUUUGCUAGAAAAAGUGUGGAUAGUAUACGUGUUCUGUGGUUUAUCGGGCUUUGGUUCAGCUUUAUUGGGAGCAGCGCAAGGUAACUAUUUGACUCUAAAUUCCUCAGAAAGUACGAUGAACAAACAUACUGCUAUAUUUGCAAUAAUUUCAAGUUUUAAUAUGAUAGUGGGUAAUACGAUUGUUAUGUGGGGAUUCAGUAGUGGUGGUGAAAUAAGUAAAAGUACUCGGACAUUGGUUCUGACAAUGCUAGCAGGAGUCGGCACAGUGGGAUUAAUAGUGUUAGUUUUUCUUCCUAACCAUAAAAAAGAUGAAAAGGAUAAAGACAUUAAUAAAACUAGUGCAUUAGAAACGUUUUUAGACGCAGUUAAGUUGUUUACUACCAAAAAUAUGUUACUAUUAAGCGUAAUUUUUUUGUAUGAAGGAAUCGCAACUGGAUUUAUCAAUGGCAUUUACUCCUCUGCACUAGGUUUUACACAGAACCUUCACAACCCUAAGCAAUUGGUUGGCUUAUCAGGAAUAUUUGUAGGUAUUGGAGAAAUAUUUGCAGGUAGCAUGAUAACUAUUUUUGACAAAAAAGUUGUUGCCUUAGGUAGAAAUGUCAUGGCAGUUACUGCAUGCUCUGUACACAGCAUAAGUUUUAUCUUAAUUUUUAUUAAUCUUCCAAACAAUUCUCCAUUUGCAAACACGACAGACGCAGCAAUUAUAGAAAGUAAUACAGUUCUGGCCAUGUUUUGUUCAUUUCUUUUAGGUCUUGGAGAUUGUGUAUUCGUAAAUCUUAUAUUUAGCACGCUAGGAACGAUGUAUCCUGAAAAUUCUGCGUCAGCUUUUUCUAUCUUUCAAUUUUUUGUUGGUAUUUCAUCAGUUAUCAAUUUUGUUGCUGCUGAACAUGUAGGAAUUUACUAUCAACUUAUAACUUUGUUUAUAUUGGGGAUAGUAAGUAUUCUGUGCAAUUUAAAAGUAGACACUACUGGCAAGCAAAAUGAGUUAAUGGAAAAUGAAAUAAAAAAAGAAGUAUCUCAGUAG